AUGUCACUGCACGUUCACAAGGAGCGGGGUUCUGUUGACUGUGGGGAAUUCUACCUCAAAUCAGUCACAGUGGCAGAAGAGCAUGGCAACAUGAGCAAUAUCGAAAUAAUCAAAUCUACAAAUCUCAUAAUUCUGCUGGAGGAUGAAAUCUUUGUCGAUUUUUUCAACACAUUUCUUUCUCUCCCGGUCUUUGGUCAGACACCAUUUUACACAGUUGAAAAUGCACAGUGGAGCUUGUGGCCAGAAAUACCUCAUGACAUGAUUGCAAAAUACAAAGGAUUGUUGACCUGGUUGGAAAAAUACCGGCUACCUUUCUUCUGUAAAACCAACCUGUGUUUCCAUUACAUUCUCUGUCAGGAGUUCCUCAGUUUUGUUAAUUCCCCAGAAGGAGGUGAAGAGCUGGUGGAUUUCUGGAUCCUCACUGAGGAGAUCCUGAGCAUAGAUGAGAUGGACCUGGAACUCAGAGACCACUACCUGUCCCUCCUUCUUGUGCUGAAGGCCACCCAUCUUCAGGAGGGCUCACGCGUGGUAACUCUGUGCAACAUGAGCAUCAAGUCCCUCCUGAACCUCACCACCUGGCAUCCCAACCAGUCAACGACCAGGAGGGAGACCCUGAGCCACAUGCAGAAAGUGGCUCUGUUCAAACUCCAGAGCUAUUGGCUCCCCAACUUUUACACCCACGCCAAGAUGACUUUAGCUAAGGAGGAGUCGUGCCAGGGUCUGAUGCAGGAAUAUGAGACUCGCCUGUGCAGCGUUUGCUAUACCCACGUGGGAGGGCUCCCUCUAAACAUGAGCAUCAAAAAUGGCGACCACCCCCAGAAGCGGUACUUGAGCAAGGAGAGCAAGCGGAAGAUGUGGCAGUUGAUAGGUCAUGCCUCUCCGUCUCUAGAGUUGGAUACGAAGCCAGACACCAACACGAUGCCCCCCGAGGAGGCGUGUCCUCAGGAGAAGGUGGUUAUACAAAUACUUCCCCAGAAAGAGGUGUCUUCGAAGGACGGAGUAAUCAAUUCCCUGGAAAAGGAUAUUCCCUGCGCCAGGAAGUCCAACGGAAAGGUAAAAGCCAAGAGCUAUCUCCACAUGGAGGGCCUCUUUGAGACUAAGCUCUCUACCCACCUGAGGACUACUACCCCCAUCAUCAGCCACUCCCCCCAGAUGACAAUCAAGAAGGCCCUCAAGCAAAACUUCUCCCUGGGACACACCCACUGGGCCUUGUGUGCCGACGCCUAUGCAGGCAGUCCCUUUCGGGAGCACCUGAAGAAGCUGAAUUUGAGAGUGGAGAUCCAACUCCUCGACCUCUGGCAGGACCUGCACCGUUUCCUCAGCGUCCUGAUGAGGAACAGGACGAGCGGGAACACCAUCUUUCGGCACAUGAUGGGCAACCGAAUCUGUGAGCUCUACCUGAAUGAGCAGAUGGGUCCACGCCUGCCACUCAAAUCCCAAACCACUGAAGGCCUGAAGGAGCUGCUGCCUUUUGGGGUUAUGAACCCCUGGAUUCCCCGAGCCCAGAAUGAGAUCUGCCAGAUUCUCAGCCCCUGGUAUGAUGGGUUCCUGGAUGAAGAGGACUACUGGUUUCUCAUUUUUUCAACUCAGGACAAGUACAUCAGGACCACAUGGCACAAAAGAGAACCUAUAAUCCAAAAAGAGACCAUUCUGCUUUAUAAGAGGUUUGAGGAAUCCCUGGAAUUAAGCCAGGGUUUGGCUAACCUGGAGGAAAUGGAUUCUAUGCAGUGGCAAAAGAUAGCUACCGAGGACCUAAGGCAAGGCGGGUCUCUCCGGGUAGAACUGAAGUCUCCAGUGUUUCUGGCAGACAUAGAGAAAAUGACCUUUGAGGAACUCUGCUAUAAAUAUCCAAAGGUGGCCAUAGAGAAGAUCAGUGAUGACUACAAAAUAUAUUGUGAAAAAGCGCCUAAGACAGAAAAGAGGCUGGCUGAAAAUCAUCAGCUCUUUCAAGAGCUUUUAAACUUGGCAGAAGUCCUCCAAAAUCCUCACCACUUGGAGUUCUUCAAGGAGUUCCUCAAAGAACGGAAGGCUGACAGCCCAUUGCAAUUCCUGCUAGCCUUACAGAAGAUUAAUAUUGAGACAAAUGAAAAUAAUUACAAUGCUCUCCUGGAAAAUACAGUCAAGACUUUCUUCCAUGGCAAAGUCUCCCCUGAAGAAAUGCUGCAGUGCCAUGCGCCUAUCAUCAAAGAAAUCUGUCAGAUGCCUCAUGUCAGCAUGCCCUCCCUGAUGGUGCUCCAGGGCUGUGUCAUGAAAUCUUUGACGGGAAGGUGGUUUAAAGAUUACCAAGAGCUGUUCCCAGUUUAUCCUCAGGAGGCGCAGCCUGAAGCACAAGCUUUGCCCAGGAAGCCGUCAAAGGCGGCAGCAACGUACCUGCAGGAAUCCCAGGUCAGUGGGGACAAGGAAACCACUGCUUGGGCAUUAUUGCAGACCUUACAGAAGAGUUACGCUGUUAGCUUAUUCAGUCACCAAAACAACUACCCUUUGGGUGUGUGUGAGCCCAAGAACAAGGGUGCUUCUGCAGCUCAAGGGGACAUCUACCUGACCAGUGAUAUUUCUGCAUCACCAAACGUGUCAGGACGCCAAACACCAUAUCACUCAAAUGUCCGGAGUCCAGAACAGGAGAAUGAAGAUAUAAUCCUUACAAAGCGACGCAUCUUUGGCCACAGGAUUGUCAUUGUCAACUUUGCGGUCAACGAUUUAUAUUUCUUUUCUGAAAUGGAGAAAUUUAACAAUUUGGUGAGCUCAGCCCACGUGCUGCAAGCCAACCGGGCCUACAACGAGAAUGAUGUGGUCCUUAUGAAGUCCAAAAUCAACAUCAUCCUGAAGCUCUACCUCAACUCGGAGAUCCCGCCGAAGCUAAGGGUGAACAUCUCGGAGUCCCACAAGGAUGCCAUCCUUGCUGCCAUUACAGAGGGCCACCUAGAUCGGAGCCUCUUCCAUGGGGCUAUCAUGUCACUCUUCCCUGUCGUCAUGUACUUCUGGAAAAGGUUUUGCUCCUGGAAGACAACCCACUCUUACUUCCAGUACAGGGGCGAGACGUUCAAGGACAGAAAAACUCCUCCUAAACCUGUACUUGUAAACAAGCACCCUCCUUGGAAUGGAGGAGACCACACCAUCUUAAGGUUCACCUUGCUCAAAGGUAUGGAAUGGGUGCAGCCUCAGCAGCAGGAUGUCAUAGCAAGUCCAGGCCAAAAUUCUUCAUCGAGCAACCUGACGCAGCUAAAACAUUCCCUCUCCGCCGUGCAGCUGUGUUCUGUCCCGGGACAAAAAUUACCCGGCACCAAAAGGGAGAAGAAGUAAUCUCGCCAGGCCCCCGACAGAGGCACAUCACCUCUCAGCAGCCUCUUAACACUGACAGAAGCUCUUCUGGUCAGAAAUUAAAUGCCCUGGUGCCGUCUGCCCUGGAAAGAUCAGUGGGGUGACAGCCCAGACACGGCAGGACUGGACCGCAGUAGGAAGCUGGUACAACCCGUUCAGACUAAAGAGUGACAUAAAGAGGCAGAGGACAACAAACCAAGAGAGACUGAGAGAGAUCUACCUUCCACCUGCAGGAGCCUUUUCAGUCAUAUGUGUCAGGGUGUGACAUGAAAUCUCCCCUCUUUCUGCAGAAGUAUGAAAAGACAUCUGUCCCUGAUGAGCAUCAUUAUAAUCAUUGUUUUGAACUUUGUCUCGGAAGAGAGAACUAGAACCCAGAGAGGUUAAGUCACCACUCCAACACAGUCAGAAAAUGCCCAGCUGAGAAGAAAGCUGAUUCCCAUCUGACUCCUGGCCACACCACUUCACUAUGAUGGCUAAUUUUAUUUGCUAAUUGACUGACCACGGGGUGCCCAGAUUAAACAUUAUUCUGGGUGUGUCUGUGAGAGUGUUUCCAGGUGAGGCUGACAUGUGAA
Molecule: messenger RNA, 3890 nt
Organism: Hipposideros armiger (great roundleaf bat)
Lineage: Eukaryota; Metazoa; Chordata; Mammalia; Chiroptera; Hipposideridae
Gene: RGSL1
Product: regulator of G protein signaling like 1
Exons: 23
Coding region: 1-3300 (1099 amino acids)
Source: RefSeq, a predicted model, not a curated record